Panicum virgatum (switchgrass) is the source of this 849-nucleotide messenger RNA. RefSeq names its product peptidyl-prolyl cis-trans isomerase-like. The transcript is spliced from 2 exons. Gene Ontology annotation, molecular function: peptidyl-prolyl cis-trans isomerase activity. NCBI's taxonomy places the organism in Eukaryota, Viridiplantae, Streptophyta, Magnoliopsida, Poales, Poaceae. The coding region runs from base 185 to 712 and encodes 175 amino acids. Gene Ontology annotation, biological process: protein peptidyl-prolyl isomerization; protein folding. The record is from RefSeq and is a predicted model, not a curated record.
UAGUUUGGCCCAUGAAAGCCGCCGCCUCUUCUGUCGAAAACCCUAAACCCUCUUCCCCUUCCCUUUAUCUUUGCUUGCCUGUUGCCUCCCUCCCCCUGACCGCCGCCGCCGCCUCUUCUUCUUCCCGGCGCCGAUAAGACCGGCGACCUAUUGAUCUUAGAGUGAAGGCUUGAAGGCGUCCGCCAUGGCCAAGAACCCCAAGGUUUUCUUCGACAUCCUCAUCGGCAACGCCAAGGCCGGCCGCGUCGUCAUGGAGCUCUUCGCCGACAAGGUCCCCAGGACGGCCGAGAACUUCCGCUGCCUGUGCACGGGCGAGAAGGGCCUGGGCGCCUCGGGGAAGCCGCUGCACUACAAGGGCUCCACCUUCCACCGCAUCAUCCCCAGCUUCAUGUGCCAGGGCGGCGACUUCACCCGCGGCAACGGCACCGGCGGGGAGUCCAUCUACGGCGCCAAGUUCGCCGACGAGAAUUUCAGGCUGCGCCACACGGGGCCUGGCGUGCUCUCCAUGGCCAACGCCGGGCCCAACACCAACGGCUCCCAGUUCUUCAUCUGCACCGCGCAGACCCCCUGGCUCGACGGCAAGCACGUCGUCUUCGGCCAGGUCGUCGACGGCUACGGCGUCGUGCAGAAGAUGGAGGCCGUCGGCUCCGGGUCAGGAGCCACGGCCGAGCCAGUCCUCAUUGAGGAUUGCGGCCAGCUAGCCGACGAGUGAGCGCCUCCCUGAGUCCUCGUAGUGGAGCGUCAUGUAGACAGAUGAUAUGAAUGGAUAAAUAAAUUUGUUUUGUUCUCAGAUGCUCAGAUUUUUAAUGCAAAUCGGCAUUAAACAUAAAAGAUGGAUGAUGAUUUCAA